Eriocheir sinensis (Chinese mitten crab) is the source of this 3506-nucleotide messenger RNA. Its product is annotated as lipase 3-like. The transcript is spliced from 12 exons. Gene Ontology annotation, molecular function: hydrolase activity, acting on ester bonds. The record is from RefSeq and is a predicted model, not a curated record. Bases 204 to 1523 code for a protein of 439 amino acids. Gene Ontology annotation, biological process: lipid metabolic process. Lineage: Eukaryota; Metazoa; Arthropoda; Malacostraca; Decapoda; Varunidae.
UGAUGGCCUUUUUAUCAUUUCCUCUGGCCUGCUGACCCUGCCUUUGAGUACCGGUAGAUAGUGUUGGUCUGUCAGUGUGGACGGGAGGCGGGCGCGUCUGGCUGUGAACGUACGUGGGUAGCCAACUUGUGACUGCGCUUACGUGUGUUUCUUGAAAUAGAAGCAGAGCUCCCAGCAGCAGGGUCAGCAAAUUCCGGAAGGACAUGGCGGCGGCAGGGGGCUUGAUGGCAGCGUUGGUGACGGCAGUGUGGUUGCUGUGGUGGCAGUUAGUAACCACACAUGACGCCCACGCCUACGCACACGCACAUACAAUCAUCCGCAGACGAAUUCUUGAUGUUCUUCGACACCCCAGCACCAUGGUUAACAUGAGCACGGUCGAGAUGAUACAGGCGAACGGUUACCUCGCUGAGACGCAUCAGGUGGAGACUCAGGACGGUUACAAGUUACAGCUCCACAGGAUACCAUAUGGCCGCUCCUCCUUAUCCUCUUGCUCCCCCUCCUCCUCCUCCCCCAAGUGUUCCCCUCCACCCUCCUCUUUUACCUCUCGUCCUCCUGUCCUCCUCCACCAUUGCCUCCUCUGCUCCUCCUCAGAUUUUGUCAUGAAUUCUCCAGACAAGGCGUUGGCCUAUGUCCUUGCCGAUGCUGGCUACGACGUGUGGCUGACCAACGCGAGGGGCAACACCUACUCGAGGGCCCAUGCCACGCUGACACCUGACCAGAAGGAGUUUUGGGAGUUCAGCUGGCAUGAGAUGGGCAUGUAUGACCUACCGGCUGCUAUCGACUAUGUACUGGACACCACUUCGAAACCCACCCUCGACUAUGUGGGCUUCAGCAUGGGCACCACCGUGUUCUGGGUUAUGCUGAGUGAACGCCCGGACUAUGCUGAGAAGGUUAAUGUGAUGGUCGCAAUGGGCCCCGUGGCUUUUGUCCAGCAUGUCCAGGGACCACUUCGCUUUGCUGCCCCCUUCGUCAACAUCAUCGAACGCAGCCUCAGCAUGGCCGGAAGAUACGAGAUGCUGUCCUUCGGCUCUUUCAUGGACCGCAUGCUCUCGGUGUUCUGUGACGAGAGGGCCCUCACAGCCGCUAUCUGCCACAACCUCCUCUUCCUGGUGGCCGGCCCCAACCCCACCAGGCUCAACAAGAGUUUCUUACCUGUCCUCCUGGCACACACACCUGCUGGCACAUCCGUCCGCACCGUCACCCACUUCCUGCAACUCAUCAACUCAGGAACGUUCCGCCAGUACGACUUUGGGCACUUUUCAAACCUCGCCCACUAUGGCUCGCUAACCCCACCCGACUACAACCUCUCCCGUGUGGCGUGUCCUGUGGGGUUGUUUUGGUCCCCUGCUGACUGGCUGGCAACCCCCGAAGACGUGAAGAGGUUGGAGACGCACCUGCCCAACCUCGUCCAGUCCAAAGCAGUGCAAGAUGAUGCAUUCUCUCACCUGGAUUUUGUGUGGGCCUCGGACGCAGAAGAGCUUGUGUACAGAGAUGUGCUGAAGUUUUUGAAGAGUUUCCACUAAGAGUUACAGUAGUAGUAGUAGUAGUAGUAGUAGUAGUAGCCAUAGUAGUAACAGUAGUAGUACAAAAUAUAAGGAAAUAGUUUUAUAAGAUGUAUUUUAGUAUCAUCUCAUUUAUAUUAUAUUGUCUUUAUUUUGUUUGAGUUUGCAAUAGAUUAUAAGAACUAUUUUUAUCAUUAUUAUUAUUAUUAUUAUUAUUAUUAUUAUUGUUAUUAUUAUUAUUAUUAUUAUUAUUAUUAUUAUUAUUAUUAUUAUUAUCAUUAUCAUUAUCGUUAUUAUUAUUAUUAUUAUUAUUAUUAUUGUUAUUAGUAGUAGUAUUAUGUUUUUUUAUUACUAUUAUUAUUAUUAUUAUUAUUAUUAUUAUUAUUAUUUUAUUAUUAUUUUAUUAUUAUUAUUGCUAUCAUCAUUGCUACCACCAUCAUAUUUAUUAGUGUAAGUAGCGAGGGCAACACGGGCAGAGAAUUCCAAGAAACGAGUAAGAAGCAAACUCUAAGUAGGUACUCACUUCUCUACCCGUGUCAUUACCUAAGCUUACCAAUGUCUCCAUGUUAUCAUUGUUACUGACUUCAUGUAUCAAGUUUCUCCUAGUAAAAUGUGUUGUUUUCUCAGAGCAUUAUUUCUCAUUAUUAUUAUUAUUAUUAUUAUUAUUAUUAUUAUUAUUAUUAUUAUUAUUAUUAUUACCUGUUGGAGAGUAAGGCAGGUUGGUUGGAUGAGAGAGAGAGAGAGAGAGAGAGAGAGAGAGAGAGAGAGAGAGAGAGAGAGAGAGAGAGAGAGAGAGAGAGAGAGAGAGAGAGAGAAGCCAAUCAUCUUAUCUUCAUUCCUCCUCACUCAUUACCCUUAUCUGCUUUCUGCCUUUCCCCUCCUUCCCUUAUCAUCUCAAGCUGUUUUGGUGUGUGUGUGUGUGUGUGUGUGUCCAUGAAACUUUUUUUUUGGGGGGGGUCGGGGGGUAAGGAACCUUGUUUUGUAUACCGGCAUUAGAAUAAUAUCAUUCACAAACUUUUGAACUAACUUCUUACAUGAAGGAAACUAAGCAGACUCUCUCUCUCUCUCUCUCUCUCUCUCUCUCUCUCUCUCUCUCUCUCUCUCUCUCUCUCUCUCUCUCUCUCUCUCUCUCUCUCUCCUUCUUUCCUUCACGUCAUGAGAAGCCCAUGUAGGUAUGUACUGCCUGGGGGGAUGGGAUAGCAUGCUCCUCCCUUCUCCUUUGUUGUGAAAAAUCAACAAUAAACUUAUCAAUCAAUGAAUUUAACUCACAUGGAAUCUUAGACAUUAUCGUCAUAAUCCUCAGACGAAUAUGAACAAUUUUCAUCUCUUUCCUUGUAAAUAGAAGAUCGUCUCGGACAUCUCAGCUGUCGCCUGACCAAAGCAAUUGCAUUCGGUACUUGGUUGACUCGGUUUUGAAGAGAAAUCAAAACCAAAUUACUCGGCUCCCACCUUGGAGGAAAAAUACGUAUUCUUCCUCCAAGGUUUCUACAAUCCUCUGUAUUUUAUUUUUCUUGGAGGUGCCGUUAGUACCGUUACAAAGACUGACCUAGGAAAAAUUCCAAAUCACCUGUAACAUCAAGAUCAAGAUCAAUCUCGGGCCCUCUUCCUGCACCUUCCCCUCUCGGCUCCCACGAUGUUCAAGCUGAUGCCCUCAGCCCCCGAGCCUCGCCGGCCUGAGCGGGGCGGCGUGAAGGGCGCGCUGCUCAGUGUGUACUACGACCCCUUCAAGUGGUCAGUGUUCAAGAGCGUUGUCUUCUUCGUCGUUGGAGUGAAGACAGCGAACGAUUUUGUCGGGUUUGAUGUCCUGAGUCCUAGCCCCCCAUAGAGGAAGCAGAAGUGGGCCCCCCUACCCCUAGAGGCACCCCCCACCAGAGAGAGAGAGAGAGAGAGAGAGAGAGAGAGUAAUAUGUACAUAAUUUGAGCACUUGCCUAAUUUUUUUUUCAUUGUAAUUAUGUAUAAAUGAAUUGUUGACUGGAUAAAUGAAUAAACUUUUGUCUGGUGUA